Molecule: messenger RNA, 2074 nt
Organism: Frieseomelitta varia
Lineage: Eukaryota; Metazoa; Arthropoda; Insecta; Hymenoptera; Apidae
Product: ATP-binding cassette sub-family F member 1
Exons: 5
Coding region: 91-1989 (632 amino acids)
Molecular function (GO): ATP binding; ATP hydrolysis activity
Source: RefSeq, a predicted model, not a curated record
UUUGUAUUUUUUGUGCUACUUAUACUAGAUCUCGAGUAAGUGUGGAUAGUGUGCAAUAUUGAGGUUAGUUAACCAGGUGCACAUUUCAGUAUGUCAACCGAUAAAAAAAUAUUAAAUGUCACGAAAAAAAUAUCUGAUAUGGAAGUGGAAGAAGUAGGAAAAAAGUUGACUCAUAAAGAAAAGAAAAAAUUAAAAAAACAACAAGAAUAUGAAAAAACGAUGGAAAUGUUAACGAAAACCGGUGGUCAGGGUCAUAGCGAACUUGAAACUAAUUUCACUGUUUCUCAGACUCAAAGUCUACAGCGUGGUAAUCAACAAUUAGAAAAUGCUGUUGACAUUAAGGUAGAAAAUUUCAGUAUUGCUGCAAAAGGAAAAGAAUUAUUUACCAAUGCCAGCUUAUUAAUUGCACAAGGCAGACGUUAUGGAUUGGUAGGACCAAAUGGUCAUGGGAAAACUACUUUACUUCGCCAUAUAGCAAAGCGAGCUUUUGCUAUUCCACCUAAUAUUGAUGUUCUAUACUGUGAACAAGAAGUUAUUGCUGAUGAUACACCAGCUGUAGAAGUGGUACUUAAUGCAGAUGUAAAAUGUAAAGAAUUAAUAGAUGAGUGCAAAAAAUUAGAAGAAUUAGUAGAACAAGGAGAUACUUCUGUCCAAAACAGACUACAAGAGGUUUAUGAGGAGUUAAAAAUUAUUGGUGCAGAUUCUGCAGAACCACGUGCUAGAAGAAUUCUUGCUGGUCUAGGAUUUAGUCGUGCCAUGCAAGAUCGUGCAACAAAAAAUUUUUCUGGUGGUUGGCGUAUGCGUGUUUCUCUUGCUAGAGCUCUUUUCUUAGAACCAACAUUAUUGUUACUUGAUGAACCAACAAAUCAUUUAGAUUUAAAUGCUGUUAUUUGGUUAGACAAUUAUCUUCAAGCUUGGAAAAAAACUUUACUUAUCGUUUCUCAUGAUCAGAGUUUCUUAGAUAAUGUAUGUACAGAUAUAAUUCAUUUAGAUCAACAAAAGUUAUUUUAUUACAAGGGAAAUUAUAGUAUGUUUAAGAAGAUGUAUGAGCAAAAGAAAAAAGAAAUGAUUAAAGCAUAUGAGAAACAAGAAAAACGACUUAAAGAUUUGAAAGCUUCUGGGCAAAGUAAAAAACAAGCUGAAAAGAAACAGAAAGAAGUCUUAACUAGAAAACAGGAAAAAAAUAGAACAAAAAUGCAAAAACAAGAAGAUGACAAUGCACCUACGGAAUUAUUGCAGAAACCUCGAGAUUAUAUAGUGAAAUUUAGUUUUCCUGAUCCACCUCCACUACAACCACCAAUUCUUGGUCUUCAUAAUGUAACUUUUGCUUAUGAAGGGCAAAAACUGUUAUUUAUAGACGUUGAUUUUGGUAUUGAUUUAAAUUCUAGAAUAGCCAUAGUUGGACCUAAUGGUGUCGGUAAAUCUACAUUUUUGAAAUUAUUAAUAGGUGAUUUACAACCUUUAAAGGGGGAAUUGAUAAGAAAUCACAGAUUAAGGAUAGGAAAAUUUGACCAGCAUUCUGGUGAACAUCUAACAGCUGAAGAAACACCGUCGGAAUAUCUCAUGCGUUUAUUCGAUUUGCCAUAUGAGAAAGCUAGGAAACAAUUAGGAACAUUUGGACUUAGUUCUCAUGCACAUACAAUUAAAAUGAAAGAUUUAUCGGGAGGUCAAAAAGCUCGAGUCGCAUUAGCUGAAUUAUGUUUAAAUGCACCUGAUGUUGUAAUUUUAGACGAACCGACAAAUAAUUUGGACAUAGAAUCAAUUGAUGCGUUAGCUGAAGCUAUUAAUGAUUACAAGGGAGGAGUUAUUAUCGUCUCUCACGAUGAACGUUUAAUUAGAGAUACAGAAUGUUGUUUAUAUGUAAUUGAAAAUCAACAGAUAAAUGAAAUUGAUGGAGAUUUUGAUGAUUAUAGGAAAGAAUUACUGGAAAGUUUGGGAGAAGUUAUUAACAAUCCAAGUAUAGCCGCGAAUGCAGCUGUUCUACAAUGAAUAUCUCUCCUUUGUGUAAAAUAGUAAUAUUUUUCAGUGGCCCAUAAAAUUGAUUCCUUCAAAUAAAUAUUUUAUAUAUACAUUA